Ceutorhynchus assimilis (cabbage seed weevil) is the source of this 1236-nucleotide messenger RNA. Lineage: Eukaryota; Metazoa; Arthropoda; Insecta; Coleoptera; Curculionidae. The record is from the annotation of a GenBank genome assembly.
GCAAAAUACAGAAACCUAACCAACAAAACCCUGAUUCCAACGUUGCAAACUUACUCAUUCCGUUUCGACAAAGUAACCUUUGGCAACAUUGCAAUUAGACGUCAAAAUCAAAAUAAAUAAAAAACAAAUAAGCUUAUAUUUUCGGUUUUUAAAUAUUGAGGAAAUGUCCGAUAAGAUUUUCCCCAAAAACGAGGAAAACGAAGAACCGGAUCCUCGGCCCAGUAGUAGGAGCUUGGCACUAGAUUUAGGAGACGAUUGUGUUCACAACAUUGAAACAAAUAGGUUAGGAGGUGCUGCAGGAGCAGAAUGUCCUAGUACUAGUGGUACUAACACCAAAAGAGACGAAAAUCCUUUUUCCUUUAAACACUUUUUAAGAGACCCUGCCAGUACUAGUAGCAACAACUAUCAAUCUUUAGGGGCCAGGCCUAAAGUUUACAAUAAUAGAGAAAAUAGAUCUAGGCAAGUAGAACCUAGAAAAAUCAACGAAAUCUCCUCUGCAUUACCCGACUUUGUACAAGAUCAUUUAGUCAUUGAACAAUGCUAUAACUUGGACUGGCCCAAUUUUGCUCAAGGAGAUCCCAACAAUGAACCAAAACUAGAAGAACCCAUCCCACUAGAUUUACCAGGUUUAUCAACGAAAAGCCUACCAGAUUUUCUCACAGAUGGUCCUGUAAGAACAACUGAACCUCCUACAACAAUUGAACCUCCAAGAUGUCCAAAUUGUUUAGAAUUAACUACAGAAUUAGCCAACUUGAGACAAAGAUUAAACAGAACUGAAGAGGAUGUUGAUAGGAAUUAUAGAAGAGCCAAUGCAGCUGAAACAGCCUUGGCAAGACUGAAACAAGAAACCAGAAGUUAUAAGGAUCAAAUCAGGCAUUUGCAAGCAAAUGUUGGAGGAGAAGAUGUUUCUUUGCCCUUGCAAGCUCGCAGAUUGGCUCAGGAGUUGAGAAGUGCUGCCAGUACUGCUGAGCAUUCUUUAAGGUCUUUACUCACAGGUGUUGAUAAUCUACGUAUUAUGGCUUCAAAUUUGGAAAAUAUUAAUAGGAUAGAAGAGAAUCCUUCAGAAAGGUUCUAUGAUGAUGUUUGAUUAUUCAAAUGAAAUUUGAAAUAUUUUUCUAUUGUAUUUUACUAUUAUAAGCAGUAUUUUGUAAAAUUUUCUCACUCAUCUAUAUACUCUGUGUGUAUAUAGUUUUAUUUAUUGUGUAAUGAUUAAUAAAAUGUUAUUAAUUGUCAAAA